AUGCGAACUCUUUUCGUUCUCGCCAUUUGCCUUGCCGUUGUUUUAGCUAAAAAGGCUGACAAACACUCACAUGGAAAAUCGAGUGAAUCAAAAAGCAAGGAAAGCCACUCUCACUCGAGCGAAUCCCAUGAGAAAACAAAGAAACCAAUGAGAACGACAAGAUUGAUGGGCUCAACUGGAACUGAAGAAAGAGGACUUCAUGAAACCGAACAAAUCUGGAUAAUCGGAGAAAAACUUUCA
This is a messenger RNA of Mesorhabditis belari, 240 nucleotides long. NCBI's taxonomy places the organism in Eukaryota, Metazoa, Nematoda, Chromadorea, Rhabditida, Rhabditidae. The record is from the annotation of a GenBank genome assembly.